Cryptomeria japonica (Japanese cedar) is the source of this 1933-nucleotide messenger RNA. Its product is annotated as cysteine synthase. Gene Ontology annotation, molecular function: cysteine synthase activity. Gene Ontology annotation, cellular component: cytoplasm. NCBI's taxonomy places the organism in Eukaryota, Viridiplantae, Streptophyta, Pinopsida, Cupressales, Cupressaceae. The transcript has 10 exons. The coding region runs from base 395 to 1597 and encodes 400 amino acids. The record is from RefSeq and is a predicted model, not a curated record.
AAGAUCAUAAUUUACAAAUGCCCAUUCAUUGGAGAAAGAUUCCCUGAAAGCGUGAAAUUCAAAGACUGGGAGUAACCUUUAUCGAAUUUUAUUUUCGACCUCCUCGUCAUCAUCAAGUGGAGAUAAAAGACGAGACAAAUCACAGUCAGAAGAAAAUAAAGAAAUAUAUAAAUUUGAUUUUUAUUUUUAUUUUUAAUUUUUAUUUGAAGACAGGCAUAACCGCAUUGGGAAGAUAGCGAGUUUGACCUUUACAGAAAUGGGAAAAACUCUUUAGCCUGUAGGUGCAGACUGUUUACUCAUCUUCAAAUCGGCUCACCAUUGGCCUUGAAUCUAAUUUAAGCCAGAGCAAGCCUCUCUUCUCCAAUAUUGAUUGAAGUGGCCUUUGAAUCAAAUAAUGCAAGCCAUUCAAGCUCAUCCUCAAACCCAUGGGUUCAAACUUGGUCUUUCCAAAGGCACCCGAAAUGCUAAGGGUGCCCUUAUUGCUAAGGGAUAUGCUAGUAACAAAUGGUACAGUAACAAUGACAUGCAGUUCAGGCUCAAGGCAGCAGUGAACAUGAACAAAAAUAAGAAGUUGAAGUUGCUUACAGUAUGCAAGGCAGUUUCUGUGGAAACCCAAAAGAACUUGGAAGCUCUCAAUAUUGCAGAUGAUGUCACUCAGCUUAUUGGAAAGACACCUAUGGUGUAUCUCAACAAUGUUGUGAAAGAUGGUUGUGUUGCAAAUAUUGCUGCAAAGCUUGAAAUCAUGGAACCUUGCUGCAGUGUGAAGGACAGAAUAGGCUACAGUAUGAUAGCUGAUGCUGAAGCUAAAGGGGCCAUUACUCCUGGUGUGACCACACUAGUAGAGCCAACCAGUGGCAAUACAGGGAUUGGUCUAGCGUUCAUUGCUGCAGCUAAGGGUUACAAACUUAUUUUAACUAUGCCAGCAUCUAUGAGCAUGGAAAGACGAGUUUUACUACGGGCUUUUGGAGCAGAACUUGUUCUCACAGAGUCUGCCAAGGGCAUGAAGGGAGCUGUCCAAAAAGCUGAGGAAAUAUUAAAAAAAACUCCAAAUGCAUACAUGCUCCAACAAUUUGACAAUCCUGCAAAUCCUAAGGUACAUUAUGAGACCACAGGUCCAGAAAUUUGGGAAGACACGAAGGGUAAGGUUGACAUUUUGGUUGCAGGAAUUGGAACCGGUGGGACAGUCACUGGUGUUGGUCGAUAUUUGAAAAGCAAAAAUCCAAAGAUCAAGAUCUAUGGUGUGGAGCCAGCUGAGAGCAACAUACUGUCAGGAGGAAAACCUGGUCCUCACAAAAUUCAAGGCAUUGGGGCUGGAUUUAUUCCAAGGAAUUUGGAUGUGGAGAUACUAGAUGAGGUCUUACAGAUAUCUAGUGGUGAAGCCAUUGAGAUGGCAAAGCGGUUGGCUCUUCAGGAAGGUUUGCUGGUUGGAAUUUCAUCAGGAGCUGCUGCUCUUGCAGCUAUCCGGGUAGCACAAAGACCAGAGAAUUCAGGGAAACUGAUUGCAGUUGUAUUUCCAAGUUUUGGUGAGCGAUAUCUGUCAUCUGAUCUGUUCAAGUCCAUCCGGGAGGAAUCUCAGACCCAGCAGCCUGAACCAUGAUGUUUUGCAGUGGCAAUUCAGAGUAAUAUGUUAAGCAUCAACAAUGUCAGGAUAAUUCAUAGCCAACCACGAUCCAAAGGGAGGAUUAGGAACUCAUAUAGCACUAGACAUGGCCAAGAGCUCAGAUAGGAAAAUUAAUUAAUGUUUGUUUCUUUUCACUUUACGAUUUUUCCUGUCUUUAGAACUGUGGUAGUUGCAGGCCCAGAGAAAUAUUGGAAUAUAAUAUUUCUUAUUGUCAGAUUCUGUGAGGAAUACUGCAUUAAAUGUGUAUCAAAUUGUUGGGCUUUCACAUUUUUUUUUUUGAAAAUUGGGUUCCUGAAUGUGGAUUUCUCUGUU